AUGGAUUUCUUACCUUCACACCUUAUGACGGUACCCGUACCGUGUGCAGCCCUAGCAAUAGAUGCUGAUGAAUAUGAGAAAUUAAGGGAGUACAUGUUGGUCGCCGGGCGUGCCAAUAAUAACAACCAUAAUAGGUUGAAUGUUAUCGUAUUAGAUGGUUUCAGUGGCAGUGAUGGUAACACUGAACCUGUUCAGUGGGAACCAGAUAUCCCUAGUCAUUCAGAUUGGGUCUUCCUCCAGAGGAGGAUGCCGCCUGUUAUAGUCUGUGUCAGGGAUUGGCAGCAUUAUGUAGUAGAUUCAUCUUGGGCAGCUACUGCUGGAGACGAUGUUGGUGGUGAAUCAAAUGAUAGUGUUGAUUUCCAAGAUGAAGAUCCUCACGGUCAAACAAGUGUACAUCGUGGCGACUCUGGUGAAGCGCAAAUAAUAAGAGGUGAUAUGAAGCAGCUUGCAGACCUUAUAAAGUCAGAUGUUGAACGUUGUCUCGGUGCAUAUAGACGUAACCUUUUAGAUAAAAGGCCGGUAGCGGGGAAAAUCAUGUUCCUUAUUGUCUUACGUGAGGGUACUAAAAAUGCACAAAAGGCUGUUAAUAGUUUAAAGAACCUCAAUGCAAAUGAAGUUGCAGCGGUAUGUGUUACCAGUGGAGAGUUGGAUAUAGCCAAUAAGGUGGGCAAGUUGGAGCAGCUUAUGUACGACCAUAGUAUCGCAUACUACGAAAGGCGUAGUUACCUAUUAUCAAAAACAUUGUCAAAAGUUAAACCAAGUGCAGGGGCGACUGUCGAUGAGACUUCUGAGAUUAAUGCGGCGAUGACCAACUUUAAAUUGGCAUACUUUCAACAAUUCACUGGGAAUUUUAAAGAUAGUGCCCAGACAUUAGUACAGGCAUGGUCUCACAUAGUCCCAGCGGCAACAGCCAACCCGUCAUCAGAUUAUGCCAGUGUUGCGCUAUACAUUGCUCUGCAACUUAUCGGUGUCCAUUUUGCUUGUUCUAAUAUUGUCGAUGCACUUACAAGUGCAUUUGAGGCUGGAGCGUUCUUCAAGCGUGUCCUCUACUCAGACCCGCAGAUAUUGCUAUACCACAACCUGUGCUACUUGCUAUAUCACUCUGUGGCGCUACACCUGGAGAAGGCCGUAGACUACAAGGAGAUUAAGGCUAAUGAUCACCUACGACAUCAUGCAGUUAACUUUGCAAAAUGGGCUAUUCAACAUCUAAUCAAAAUGAGAAUAGCAAUCAUGUCAAAUGAGCAUACUAAUGAGCCAGAGAGGUCUUUCGCUACCCUAUUGAUGCGUGGUGAUGAUGAUUUUUCGCAUCUUUAUUCAUCGGUAGCCUCGGAAUGUACCAACCAGACUGUGAAACAGCGGCUACAUAAACUGGAAUCUAUUACCGAAGAGCUGUUAGUGCGGCUAAUGGACAUGUUAUCAACAUGGAGCUGGUACAAUACUUUGGUUGAGGUUACCGAGUUGUUGGGAGAUUCUUUAUUACUCUCGGGUAAUUUGAAGCAAGCUUGUUUUAUUUACUCCAACAUUGGUGAUGCGUUAGUGAAUUCUACAACCCUUGAAGCAGAGUAUCUGUUAAAGAGUUGCACUUCACCUGUUAUAUCUGAGGCAUUAAAACACAGUACAACUUCAAGGUCGACCCAGACUGCAGACAGCCCCGUAUCCAAGGAGCACAGGCUGCAACCUAAUUUCCCUAAAUCAGCUACUGUGAUGAUAUUAGCCGAACAUGGGCAUGCUAAGAUCUGGUUUCCCAUAUAUAAAAGGAUAUUGACAAAAAUGAUGAUGACUAUUAACAUGAUGUUGGAUUUCCCGGUAGAUAUACCCGUGUCACUAUUACUUGAAGCUGAUAUCCCUUCUGUAGUAUGUGAUGAUCAGGUAAUAUCGGCAUCUUCGAGUUCUUGUAUGGCCACUGGUACACGUGACUAUGCAUUGAUUUUACUUAAAUCAUUGCUGACUUUAUAUUCGAUUACCAAUGUGGUCCUUGAUUUCGAUUCUUUAUGUUCAAGGUUGGUAUCGGGAAUUUUAGAUACGGAUAUUGUCAGCUCGAUACUGUUGAGUAAGAACCACACGCCGUUUUAUGUCCUCGGGCAGGAAGAAAAGAAUGAUAAUAUGGUAGCUACGAAAUUACAAGUGGUUAUCACGUUCCAUGUUGACCUUCCAUUUUCCAUAGAGGUGAACCGGGUGACCAUCUGUACUUCCAUUGGUACUUUUGUGUUCGACAUAUCGUAUUCCGAGUGCCAUGAUGGUCAUGUUGAAAUAUACUUCAACCCAUGCACGGGUAUGGAGAGUGACUUGAGCAAAGAUAUAGAUACACCAAGUGAUGACGAUGUUAAUACUGUGAUUGUUGAAGAUACGUUAUCAUAUCCCAAUUUGGGUAGUAAUAAGGUGCUGAUUGAUGGCCAUCGUCGUGUGAUAUUGGCAAUAACGUUCCCUCCUAUAAACAACAAGUUUAUGAUUGACAGUUUCAGUUUACUUGGUGUAAGGUUGCAUUGGACUAAAGUGAUGUGUGAUGGCACUUUAGUGGACAUAGCAUGUAUAAUUCCGUCAUUGGUUAAGGUUCCACGAAGAAACGCUUGUACCGAAGACCCUUUAUUCAUAGGUGAUGAUACAUCCGGUACUUUUCGGUUACUGGACUACGUGGAGAACGUGGGUUCGUCUCGAUCGACGCUUAAAGCUGAUGACAUUUUGCAAAUGACAAUGGUUGGGUCUGUGGACCCCGAGCUUCACAGUACCAUGGCCGAGACCAUCUUAGAGCUUACAAAACCUACUCAUAUGGGUUUCAACAUAUCAGAGUUGACACCAUCUGACGGUGCGUCUGUGUCCUAUGUGCGUGGUGCUUAUCGUAUGUUUGUGAAUCGUAUUUACUUUAAGGUAUUUUUGGGUAACAUAGUCGAGGGUCAUGUUGCCCCUGUAUCCUGUGUGUUAUUGUUUAAUAAGCAGAUUCUUGGCGCUGAUACUUUGGGUAGGAUCAAGUUUUCUGUGGAGGUAACUUCUACAGCGAGUUCCCAUAUUUACUAUGCUUUAUGUCGUGAUGAAGAUGGUAAAACUGGUGUAAUGCGUCAAUGUCUGAACAACAAGAUCUGCUUUACGUUGACCGAAUUUGCAGAUUCUGAAAAUUUUGAAGUUGACCCUCAAUUAGAAUCUCAGAGUGUUUCUGAGAAUGAGACUGUGGUACCAACCCUGUUUGCUGAGAACCAUAAGGUCAACUGUAGUAUAAAUGAGGAUAUGAGAAGUUUCCUUGAUUUGGUAAAACGUGAUGACAAUACUGGUGUUGUGUACAUAUAUGGUUUGUUGAAAGUGCUCUCUCAUGGUCCCACGAAUAUCCAAUUCAGCUUACAAAUGCAACCUAUGUUAGGUCAUACAUUAAAGGCUGUAGAAUCUAAGCUCCUUGUUGUGACCGAUGUCACUGAGACUUUUGUACAUGAGCCUAUAAGUAUGGAUUUAAAUCAUGAGCAGGUUUAUAACAACACUUUUGGUGGUUUCCUCAGGCUGCUUAAUAUGUACCUAUCUAAUAGGAGUCCGCUUGAUUAUGAAAUUCAUAAUGUGAGGGUGUUAUACGACGGGGCCAUUGCGGCUUCAAAUGAUCAGUUAUAUGGAUUCUGUAACCAUCUGGAUCGACAGAAGAGUAUACAAUUUAUGCACAUGUUCGCUGGUAACGACAACUGUGGUAGUGCUGUGGAAGUACAAUGUGUCCACUCUGUAGUUCACCCGGAUGCGUUUCCCUUUGACAGGCUACGGCCGUCUUUCCAGAACCUUAUAACGGUAGGUCUAUAUACAUGGUGA
Messenger RNA from Babesia sp. Xinjiang, 3777 nucleotides. RefSeq lists its product as uncharacterized. Lineage: Eukaryota; Apicomplexa; Aconoidasida; Piroplasmida; Babesiidae. The coding region runs from base 1 to 3777 and encodes 1258 amino acids. The record is from RefSeq and is a predicted model, not a curated record. The transcript has a single exon.